AUGGACGGAGCUCCUAGAGGUCGUGGCGCGAGAGGGCGCGGUGCUAGAGGUCGUGGCGGCAGUGGCCGUGGCAGAGCUGGUGGUAGAGCUGGAGGCCGGGGCCGAGGUCGUGGUCGUGGACUUCCGGCGGAUUCGGGAGAGAGUGUGGCACCGAGUGUGCAUACUGCGUCGGUGACCCAGUCAGGUCAUGAUGACUUAGUGGUGGGUUUGCUGACGCAGCUGUUGGCUCGUUUUCCGCCAGUGGUUCCACAGGGGGCUCCGGGAGUACCUCCAGUGGCAGAGGUGCAGCAUGUUGCUGCAGGCGUUGCGCAGCCGGAGGCUGUGGAUGCGGGUGUGACCAGUUAUUUGGAGUUUAUGGGCCACAUGCAGAGGAUUGGUACGCCUUUCUUCGAGGGUAGAGUUGGUCCAGAGGAGGCAGACGCGUGGCGUCAGAGAGUGGAGCGGAACUUUCAUUCGAUCCGUUGUCCGAUAGAGUACUGGGUGGAGUUAGCGGUCCACUAUUUGAGUGGCGAUGCUCAUUUGUGGUGGCAGGCCGCGGUGGGCCGGAGGGCAUUUUGGACUUGGGGCGACUUCCUUGUGGAGUUCAACGCCAAGUAUUUCCCGAGGCAGGCUCGUGAUCGUCUUCAGAUGCGGUUUAUGGGCAUUGAGCAGGGUUCGCGUUCUGUACGCGAGUAUGAUGAGGAGUUCAGCCGUCUGUUAGUGCAUGCGGGCUUUGGUAUGGAGGCUGAGCAUCAGUUGACGAACAGAUUUCUGGAGGGACUUCGCAAGGAUAUUCGGACUCUAUGCAGGAGUAGUAUGCACACUUCGAGGGCGAGUCUGGUAGAGUUGGCCGCGUCGGUUGAGGCGGAUCUUGGUGGGCCAGUUGGUCCGGUGGCUGUGCCGUCAGCAGUUGCUUCUGCUACCCAGCCUCGGGGUCAGCAUCAGCAGCCGCGACAGCAGCAGCAGCAGCAGCGCAGAGGUGGUUCGAGUUUCAGUUCUGGUUCUGGCAGGGGCGGUUUGCCUGCGCAGGGUCAGAAGAGGAGUAGAGAGGAGUUUUCUGGUGCUAGUCAGUUUCCUCGUGGUUCGUGUUUUGGGUGUGGGAGCACGGAGCAUCGUGUUUCGAGUUGUCCCAAGAGGGAGUCAGCACCGAGGGUGUGCUACUACUGCAAGGAGCCUGGGCAUAUCAAGCCCAUGUGUCCUAAGUUGCGGAGUAUGUCGGUGGCUUCGGUUCAGCCAGUAGCGGCUCAGCCAGUGAGUCAGAUCGCAGCAGUGCAGCCGUUGGGUCAGAUUGCACCGGCGCGCGGGGUUACUCUUCGGUGGAGACUGGCGGGACUAGUCAGACCGGACAGAUCACAGUCUUGUGGAGGUUCUCAACGCAAUUGA
Molecule: messenger RNA, 1362 nt
Organism: Microthlaspi erraticum
Lineage: Eukaryota; Viridiplantae; Streptophyta; Magnoliopsida; Brassicales; Brassicaceae
Source: the annotation of a GenBank genome assembly